Messenger RNA from Laetiporus sulphureus 93-53, 2270 nucleotides. Its product is annotated as phospholipase D/nuclease. The transcript is spliced from 15 exons. Bases 134 to 1972 code for a protein of 612 amino acids. Gene Ontology annotation, biological process: double-strand break repair; single strand break repair. Gene Ontology annotation, molecular function: single-stranded DNA binding; 3'-tyrosyl-DNA phosphodiesterase activity; double-stranded DNA binding. NCBI's taxonomy places the organism in Eukaryota, Fungi, Basidiomycota, Agaricomycetes, Polyporales, Laetiporaceae. The record is from RefSeq and is a predicted model, not a curated record. Gene Ontology annotation, cellular component: nucleus.
CGUGAUCGAGCGCGUCCUGCACGCGUCGCGCGGGGCCACUGCCUCCUGAGUCCUCUCGCCACAGCCUCAUCGAUACACGAGCUUGAUAUCUCUACCCAUCUUGAACGACGACCCGAGUCUCAACACGGUGCCGAUGUACCCUUCCGAAGACGAAGAUGUUGCAAGAGCCAUCGCGCUCAGUCUGCAGGAAUCCUCACUUCCGACGCGGGGCUCAUCACCCAACACAUACGAUUCGAAAAGUCGCGAUAAUUCAGUCGAGGACGAGGAAGCUAGAUUCCAAGCAGAGCUACAGCGCGCGAUAGAAGCUUCAAAGCGGGACGCCACAAGCUCUGUGUCGUCCGGUUUCGCCACUCCAGCUGACAAUGCUCCCAGCAGAGCAUCCACGAACAGCUCUUUCAUAUCCGAACGCGCGCAACUGGAGCGGGAGAGACUUGCGCGGCAGAAACGGCUCCGUCCGAACCUCGACACAGACGCGAGAGAGAGCAUAAGCGAGGACGAAAGUGAUGACGAUGAGCACAGGAACAAGAGUGGUGCUUCUACGUCCGGCGGUUCCAUAGCGCAGGCUGCAACAGCCAGUACACGCACAUCUUUCAGCAGCGCGUCGGGAGAGCAGCUAUUCUGGGAUGGCGAGCUGCGGCAGACGGCGAAUAUGCUCGUCGAUCCGGAGAAGGAUGCCCGACCGACGUUUCGCCUUAGCGAGAUUCUCGCACCGAGGGAUGAUAUCGCAUUCGCGAUUGUCUCGUCUUUCGUGUUCAGCUUUUCAUGGCUUUACUCCCUGUUUAACCCAAACACGCCUGUAAUCGCAGUUGCACAAGAUCCCGAAGGCCAAAAAACAAUCAAGACAAUCUUGCCCAACUGGGUGAAAACAACGCCGUUCCUCCGAAAUGGCUGGGGAUGUAUGCAUAUGAAGUUCAUGUUGUUGUUCUACAAAUCUGGACGCCUACGCGUGGUCGUUUCAACCGCGAACAUGGUUGAAUACGACUGGCGCGACAUAGAGAAUUCCGUCUGGCUGCAAGACUUUCCUCCAAGACCGAGUCCUAUCUCGCGCGACUCGGAGGCAGAAGACUUCCCGACUGCUUUGACACGCGUGUUGCACGCUGUGAACGUUGCGCCUGCGUUGAAUUCUCACUUGCAGAACGAACAUCCCGAUCUUCCGCUGCAGCGCCUCGAAAAUCUCCGUACACGCUGGGACUUCUCCAAGGCCAAAGUGCAGCUUGUUCCGUCUAUCGCAGGGAAGCAUGAAGGAUGGCCGAAGGUUGUCCUGGCCGGCCACACAGCGUUGAUGAAAGCCGUACGGGAUGCUGGUAUGACUGCGGAUAAGAACACGGAGGUUGUUCUUGAGUGCCAGGGCUCGUCAAUCGGCACAUACAGCACGCAGUGGAUGAACGAGUUUUAUUGUUCAGCACGAGGUGAAUCCCCACAGUCAUGGCUAGACACGUCCAAGACGCAGAGAGCCAAGCUCCCAUACCCACCUGUCAAAAUCCUCUUCCCCACAUUACAAUACGUGCGUGAGAGUAAGCUGGGUGAGAGGGGAGGAGGGACGAUGUUUUGUCGACAGAAUCAAUGGGAAGGAGCUAAGUUUCCGCGGGAGUUGUUCCACCAGUCGAGGAGCAAACGCGGAAGGGUGCUCAUGCAUUCGAAGCACCCCAAUGCGCGCCAGAAGCAAGCCGCGCGAUCGGAUGUUGACACCGAUGACGAGGAUGCAAAUGAACGAAGAUCGAACAAGUUUAUCGGCUGGGCAUAUGUCGGCUCGCACAACUUCACUGCAUCUGCAUGGGGGACGCUCUCCGGUUCGGCCUUCAGUCCUACGCUGAAUAUCACUAACUAUGAGCUUGGUAUACUUCUGCCCAUCCGGAAGGAGGAGGAGAUAGAUCGGAUCGCAUGCUGGGAACGUCCGCCGAAGAAAUACGUUCUCGGUAAAGAUGAGCCUUGGAUGCAAGCCGAAUCUUCCGUGUAUGCGGCAAUGGGUUAGACAUGUUCGGCCUUGCCGCCUGUGUCGCCACCGCAGCAAAGAUUGUGUAACUAAAUUGAUGACGAGCGCAGUCUGAAGCGAGUCGCACCCGAUUGUAGCUACUAUCCGGAACCUUGUUCGAUGUAUCAUCACGAUGAAAGACGUAGAACAUGGUAGAUUGCGAUUGCUGCUUAAAUCUGCCGUAGCUAAAGGGUAUGGAGUUAACGCGCGGCCGAUAGCCAAAGACUGGCAGGCACCGCGUUGGGCGUCGGUGUCGCCAAGCUAUGCUGUUCAAACUGUACUUUUAUUCUUAACGCGU